CAUGAUAGAGGCGUUCCAUCCCACCCAGCCAGAAAAGGGCUUGACCAGACGUGCGGCGCCAAGAAGGUAAAUUUUUGGCUGAGGGACCCACCUCCUCCUCGCUGCACCCCAGUUUAGACUAGGGGUUAAAGCCGCCUCUGGAACGGGCAGAGCCUGCUCCCUCCCUCUCCCUCCCAGGAUGGAUGCCCCAGGCCUCAGGCAGGCAACGGAAUGUUGUGUGGUUGGUUGCCCCGGCAACCAAAGCCUGCUAGGUGGCUGACUUAGAGCACAGAGCUCGCUGCCCACUGCCCUCCAUCCGAAACCCCCAGGGCCUCCGGAGCUCAUGCAAGACUCCGGGCUGGUGGAAAGAAAGCCCAGGGCAAUUGCAAGGAAGAUGGCCAAGCCCUGGGAGGAAUAUUUCCAACUGGCCUUGCAAGAGAAAAUGCCCAACCCUUCCAGGAAGAUCCCAGAUCAAAAUGUGGACCACCUCCCACCAGUGCUGCGCCUCCUGGAGAAGAGGCAGGAGCUGGUGGAUGCAGACCUGGCUCUGCAGGCCCAAAAGGAGGUGUUCCAGACCAUGAUGGCAGCGCAGAAGCAGCGCUGGGAACAGGUGGAACAGAAGGAGCGGGAGCUAAAGGGGUCUUUUGUCCGCUUUGACAAGUUCUUGCAGGACACCGAGGCCCGGCGCAGCCGCGCACUGCGGAGGGCGGCAGAAGAGCGGCUGCAGGCGAGCCGCCAGGAGGCCGAGGCGCUUCGGCUUCGGGCCCAGCUGGAGGAGCUGCUGCGGGAGCGCGCGCGGCUGCAGCGCCGGCUGGAGCGCCUGGAGCCCUGCGCGCGCCUGCUGGGCGGAGUGUUGGAGCAGCUGCCGGAGUUCCAGGAGGUCCCAGAGCUGGUGGCGCGCUUCGAUGGCCUGGCCGACAUGCAGGCGGCGCUGAGGCUCACGGAGCGCCAGCGGGUGGCCGAGCUGGAGGAGGCGCGCGCGCGGCUGCAGCGGCUGCGAGAAGCCGGGCAGGACGAGCUGCUGGGGCAGGGCCAGAGGCGAGCGCAGCUGCUGGAGCGCCUGGAGGCUGCGAGGGAGCGCACGCUACGUGGGGAAUCCAAGUGGAUUCAGAUCCAGAACACGGCGGCCGAGAAGACCCUUCUCCUGGGCCGCACUAGAAUGGCGGCGCUCAACCUCUUCCAGCUUGUGUGCCGGCACAAGAGGCAGCCCCCCGCCCUGGACAUCGAGGACACUGAAGGGCAGCUGGAGCAGGUGAAGCUGUUCAUCCUGGACCUCUCUGCCAUGCUGGCCAGUCUUCGUCAGGCCGAGCUCACACCUGCCUCCCAGCCCUGACCCAGGUGAGUGGGGGGGGUCCCCCAGAAAAGAGGUGAACAUUUCCCGCGGGGUGUGUGCUGAAUGGUCCUCACCUUGAGCUCCGAGCGAGAUGGGAGGGCCGUGCCCGCUCAGACUGCUGUGGGGAGUAAUGGAGGGGCAUACAACAAGUACUAAAUAAAUGUGGGCUAUGUCCCUCAUCCUAUCCCUCAUCCACCACAUGGCCUGGGCCAGGUCCUCCCUCCCAGGGGAGUCAUGGCAUUAAACAAGCCGAUGUGUGUCAGGUGUCUGGAAUGAAGCCCAAUGCAAAUUCUGGUAAAUUCUAGAUGAGUGUUUGGUAAGCAAAGUAAAACAGGACCAGCAAGAGGGCCACACAAGCACCCACACAUGGGGCAUCUGCUCACAAAGCUUCCUCUAUUGUGGAUCCGUGGCCUGAGAAUCCAGCUGCUGGAGGCUGCCCUUGACCUUCCCAAGACCCCACACUGGGGCUGGGGAGCCCAGGGCUUGGAGGGCAGAGGCCAGGUCAGGUUCUGACCUCUGUGGGUGUGGUGGGGCCAUGCGAACCCCUUCACAGCCAGAGGAGGAGCUGCUG
Molecule: messenger RNA, 1883 nt
Organism: Ailuropoda melanoleuca (giant panda)
Lineage: Eukaryota; Metazoa; Chordata; Mammalia; Carnivora; Ursidae
Gene: CFAP73
Product: cilia and flagella associated protein 73
Exons: 7
Coding region: 323-1312 (329 amino acids)
Source: RefSeq, a predicted model, not a curated record